AUGAAGCUCUCCUUGACUUCUGCUGCCCUCGUGCAGCUGCUGUUCGGCAUCGCGCAGCCCUCUCUCGCGGCCCCGAGCCAGAGCACCAUCCCGAAGCUGGGCGCCGUCGCAUCCGAGUCCAGUGUCUGCAGCCGCAUUGGCACCGACCUCCUCGAGGAGGGAGGCAAUGCCGCCGACGCGACGGUGGGCACCGUCCUCUGCGUCGGUGUCAUCGGCAUGUACCACAGCGGCAUCGGCGGCGGCGGCUUCAUGCUCAUCCGGUCGGGCAACGGGACCUACGAGUUCAUCGACUUCAGAGAGACCGCCCCGGCCGCCGCCUUCGAGGACAUGUACAGGAACAACAAGAGCGCAAGCAUAUACGGAGGCCUAGCCAGCGGUGUUCCCGGCGAGCUGCGUGGUUUGGAGCACCUGCACAAGAAGUACGGCAAGCUGCCCUGGGCAACAGUGGUGGCGCCGGCGGUCGAGGUGGCGCGCAACGGCUUCCGCGUCACGGAGGACCUGGUCCGAUACAUGGACAGCGUCACGCCGAACGGCAACUUCCUGACCGAGGACCCGUCGUGGGCCGUCGACUUCGCGCCCAACGGCGACCGCGUCAAGCUCAACGAGACCAUGACGCGCAAGCGCUACGCGGACACGCUCGACGUCAUCGCCAGAGAGGGCGCCGACGCCUUCUACACCGGCUCCCUCGCCAACGCCACCAUCGCGGCCCUGCAGAGGUCCAACGGCAUCAUGACGCUGGAGGACCUCAGGAACUACACAGUCGCCGUCAGGGAGCCCGCCCAGAUCUCCUACAGGGGGUACAAGCUCACGGCCUGCAACGCGCCGUCCGGCGGCGUCGUCGCCCUGAGCGCCCUCAACAUCGUCAGCGGGUACGAGGGCUUCGGCGACCCCGCGGCGAGGAACCAGACCGUCCACCGGAUCGACGAGGCCAUGCGCUUCGCGUACGGCCAGCGCACCAAGCUGGGCGACCCGUCCUUCGUCGACGGCCUGGCGGCGUACACCAAGGACAUGCUGUCCCCCGAGGUCGGCGCCGAGAUCCGCUCCAAGAUCUCCGACGUCCGCACCCAGAACACGUCGUGGUACAACCCCGAGGGCAUCGAGUCGCUCGAGACGCCGGGGACCUCGCACGUCGCCGUGGCCGACGCCAGCGGCAUGGCCGUCUCCCUGACCACCACCAUCAACCUCCUCUUCGGCUCGCAGCUCAUGGUCCCCGAGACGGGCGUCAUCAUGAACGACGAGAUGAACGACUUCAGCAUCCCCGACUCCAGCAACGCCUUCGGCUACAUCCCGAGCCCCGCCAACUUCGUGCGCCCCGGCAAGAGGCCCCUCUCGUCCAUCUCCCCCGUCAUCGUCGAGCACCCCGACGGCAACCUGUACCUCGUCAUCGGCUCCGCCGGCGGCAGCCGCAUCAUCACCGCCACCAUCCAGAACAUCCACAACGUCCUCGACAGGAACAUGACGACGGCCGAGGCCUUGGCCGAGCCCCGCUUCCACGACCAGCUGAGCCCCAAUACGGCCGCUUUCGAGUGGGCCUACGACAACGCCACGACCAGCUACCUCCAGACGCUGGGGACGAACGUCACCUGGGUUGCGCCUGGCGGUAGCACGGCACAGGGCGUGAGACUGUUGCCGAACGGCACUUUCGAGGCGGCGGGUGAGCCGAGACAGAAGAACUCGGGAGGAUUUGCUGUAUGA
This is a messenger RNA of Colletotrichum graminicola M1.001, 1695 nucleotides long. Its product is annotated as gamma-glutamyltranspeptidase. Gene Ontology annotation, molecular function: glutathione gamma-glutamate hydrolase. The coding region runs from base 1 to 1695 and encodes 564 amino acids. Gene Ontology annotation, biological process: glutathione catabolic process. Gene Ontology annotation, cellular component: plasma membrane. NCBI's taxonomy places the organism in Eukaryota, Fungi, Ascomycota, Sordariomycetes, Glomerellales, Glomerellaceae. The transcript is spliced from 2 exons. The record is from RefSeq and is a predicted model, not a curated record.